This is a messenger RNA of Trachymyrmex cornetzi, 2741 nucleotides long. RefSeq lists its product as uncharacterized. The transcript is spliced from 11 exons. The coding region runs from base 229 to 2706 and encodes 825 amino acids. The record is from RefSeq and is a predicted model, not a curated record. NCBI's taxonomy places the organism in Eukaryota, Metazoa, Arthropoda, Insecta, Hymenoptera, Formicidae.
AUAUCCACGAGUCUGAUGUUGAUCUAAUCAAGAAUAACAUUAAAAUAACUUAUUAAAGAUUCUAUAAUGUAGAUAUCAAGCAUGUGAUAAAUGAAUAUAACAAUGCAGAUAUAAAGCCUGUAAAUUUAGUCCCGCGUGUAUCAUUUUAAAGUUGACUUACAAAACGGAACUGUGAAAUAAUAUAAGAGAAAUUAACGACUGAAGACGAAGACGAAUAAAACGUCAGAAAUGGCACUAGAAACAUCGACAUGCCUAAAUCAAUGCUUUGUGGAGAAGAUCCUGCGAAAGUCGGAAAACGACGAUUCGAUUCAGGUUAUCGAUAUAUUUUCAAAACCGGCUACGGUCAAGGGUGACAACUACUCUAGCGACAUGAUUAGGAUUACUGUCGAAUAUUCACGCGGCUCUAAAAUUAAAGAGAAAAAAUCAAUUAUUGUGAAACUGUCGCCUGUCGAUAAAGGUGUUCGACAGAAAUUAGUCACACAAACAGGUAUCUUUCACACAGAGAUGUCGAUGAUGUCCGAUACUUUGGAUAAAAUGAACAAAAUAUUAGGGACAAAGAACCGCUUGAGUGCGAAGAUUCUCCAUAUGCAAAAUGAAAAUCCAGUAUUUCUGGUGAUCGAAGAUCUCGCGCCUCUCGGUUUUCAAAUGGCUGAUCGUUGGUCUGGUCUUGACCUAGAUCAUUCCAUAAUGGCGCUUCACAGACUUGCCAUGUUUCACGCAGCCUCCGUAGCUCUAUACGAGAAGGAACCAAAGCAAAAAGAGAUGUAUAUGAAAAGAAUAUUUUCUAAUCAGAGCCUGCCAGAUUUAAGAGAAAUGCUCAUUAAUAGUGUUAAAGCUGUAGCAGACGAGAGUAUGAACUGGCCAGAAGUGAAAAAAUACUCGGAAAAAAUUGCUAAACUCUCCGAUCACAUGUAUCAAAUAGGAAUAGAUGCAACCCAGUUCUGUGAAGACGAAUUUAAUGUUAUUAAUCAUGGUGAUUGUCACGGGAAUAACAUGUUAUUCAAAUAUGACAAUAAUGGUCAACCUACUGAUCUGAUUUUUGUAGACUUCCAAACAAGUGUCUACGGAUCACCGGCUAUCGAUCUUCUCUACUUUCUUAAUUCAAGUAUUUCCUUUGAUGUCAUUGAAUACAAGAGAGAUGUUUUAUUAAAUGAAUAUCUUGAUACCUUGACAACGACUAUGAAAUUAUUGAACUGCAAGACGCAGUCGCCCACCAUGAAGGAACUGAAGGCUACCCUAAAACGAAGAGCGAGUUUUGGAAUGAUAACGUCCUUCCUCGUUUUACCGUUUAUGCUAUGCAGUAAAGCUGAGGCGCAAGAUUUGAAUGAAGUAUUCGGCACUGGUACUUGUGUAAAUGCAGGUUUAAAAAGUGAGACUUAUAAAAAAAUAUUGAUAAAAAGACUGCCAUUGUACGACGAGUGGGGUUUGCUGGAUCUUUACGACUUUUUCCUCAGAGGAAAGGACAUUUUUCGAGAAAAUUCUCCAUUUCCAAGUCUACUUUCAGAAAUGUCCGUAGAAACACCGACAUGGCUAAAUCUAUGCUUUGUGGAGAAAAUUCUGCGAAAGUCAGAAAACGACAAUUCGAUUCAGGUGAUCGAUAUAUUUUCGAAACCGGCCACGAUGAAGGGUGAUAACAACACUAGCGACAUGAUUAGGAUUACUGUCGAAUUUUCGCGCGGCUCUAAGAUUAAAGAGAAAAAAUCAAUUAUUAUCAAGCUCUCGCGUGAAGGUGUUCAACAGAAAAUGGACACACAAGCAGGUCUCUUUUACAUCGAAAUGUUGAUGAUGUCAGAUACUUUGGAUAAAAUGAAUAAGUUGUUAGGGUCAAAGCACCGCUUGAGCGGGAAGAUUCUUCACAUGCAAAAUGAAUAUCCAAUGCUUCUGGUGAUCGAAGAUCUUGCGUCUCUCGGCUUUCGAAUGGCCGAUCGUAUAUAUGGUCUUGAUUUAGAUCAUUCCAUAUUGGCACUUCGCGGAAUUGCCAGGUUUCAUGCUGCCUCCGUAGCCCUUUGCGAGAAGGAACCAAAGCAAAAAGAGAUGUGUUCGCAAGGAAUAUUUAAUGAUCAGCUUCCACCAGAAAUGAGAGAUAUUUUGAUUAAGAGUACUAAAGAUUUAGCAGAUGAGAUUGUCAACUGGCCAGAAGUGAAAAAAUACUCGGAAAAAAUUGCUAAACUAGCCGAUCAGAUACAUCAAAUAGGAUUGAAUGCAACCAAGCUUUGUAAAGACGAAUUUAAUGUUAUUAAUCAUGGUGACUGUCAUGCUAACAAUUUGUUAUUCAAAUAUGACAACAAUGGGAAACCCAUUGAUCAGAUUUUUGUAGACUUUCAAAUAUGCGUCUACGGAUCGCCGGCACUUGAUCUUCUCUAUUUUUUCAAUUCAAGUCUUUCCUUCGAUGUCAUUGAAAAUGAAAGCGAUAUUCUAUUAAAUGAAUACCUUGGCACCUUGUCAACAGUUAUGAAGCAAUUGAACUGCAAGACGCAACCGCCCACUAUGAAGGAACUGAAGGAUAUUCUGAAACGAAGAGCUAGCUAUGGAAUGAUAAUAUCCUUUACCAUUUUACCGUUUAUGCUGUGCUAUAGAACUGAGGCGAAAGAUAUGGAUGAAUUAUUGAGCACUGGUAUAAAUUCAGGUUUCAAGAGCGAGAGUUAUAAAAAGUUAAUGAUAAAAAGACUGCCACUGUAUGACGAAUGGGGUUUACUGGAUCUCUAAUGUUUACUUCACAUUUAGUGAUAGAAAAUCAAAAU